CUCAAUUCUGGCUAUGCAACACUGCAACGCACUUCUAAUAAAAACCCUGCCUUUCUCAGCAGAUGGAGCCGAGGAUGUUUCUUAUUUAGUGGUUUAAGUGGAGGCAGAUCUGACACAUUGAGGGGUUUCCCUGCCCUGCAGCAGGCUGUGAGAAUCACCUAGAGGAAGAGACGCAGCCCAGGCAACGGCAGAAAUAGAAGCUGUUCUAACUUGGGAAAGUUGUUCAGGCUCUCUUUGAAUUGACCAACAUGGCUUCAGUACGAGAAGUGUCCAGUUUCACUGAAGACCUGCUGUGCCCCAUUUGCCUCUCCCUCUUUCGGGAGCCCCACAUGCUGGAGUGUGGCCACAGCUUCUGUGCUCCCUGCCUGGAGCCCUGCAUCCCCAAAGGGCAAAGACGAGGGCUCUGCCCCGAGUGCCGCCGACCCUUCGCUUUGCGCCGCAUGACGAUCAACCGAGCCCUCUGCAGCUUGGCCGAGAAGGCCCGGCUUCUGAAGCUCGAUGAAGGGACUCAGUUGAGUGGCACCGGAGGCUGGUACUUCUGUGAGGAACACGAGGAGCCUCUCAAGCUCUUCUGCAGCCAAGAUGAGGAGCCUGUUUGCGUCAUCUGCCGGGACUUGCCUCAGCACCGGGGACACGACUUCUUGCCCAUCAAAAACGCAGUUCAGACCUAUCAGGACCAGCUGAAGGCAUCUCAGGAGCCUCUUGAGGAAGAUCUCAGGCGGCUGAAAAGGAGCCAGUGCCACCAGCAGGAGAACAUUAUCGAAUUAAAGACCUGCUCCGAAUCCUUGUCUGAUCAUAUCUCUGGAGAGUUUGUGAAGAUGCACCAGCUGCUGAAUGACAGAGAGCUGGGCAUAAAACAGGCCUUAGAGAACCAGAGAGAAAAGAACUUGGCUCAGAUGGAAACCAAGUUAAAGGAACUGGACUGCAAGAUGGCUUCACGUUCAGAAACUCUGUGCCGUGUACAGGCCGGCCUUGAAUGCAAAGACCACAUUAGUUUCCUUAAGGAGGCAAAAGAGUUGCUAGAGAGGCUCCGUAAGGAACAAGGAGCUCCAGACGAACCCGAACUAGAUGCUGAACUGGUAGGAGAAGAUGGGCUGGGGGCCAGCAGUGAAGACACAGAUGAGUGUGAGAAUGAGAUUGAUGAAGUCGUUGAUGAGGAAGAAGAGGAGGAAGAAGAAGAAGAGGAAGAGGAGGAGGAGGAAGAAGAAGAAGAGGAAGAAGAAGAGGAAGAACAAGAGACAGCAGAGGAAGAAGAAGAAGAGAAGGAAGAGGAUGAAGAUGGAGUGGUGGCUGUAGAUUUGAACCUGGGCGAGUUUAAAGGACCUCUGCAAUUCUACGCCUGGAAGGAGCUCCUGGGUGCGGUACAUCCAGUCCCUGCAAGCAUCACUUUGGAUUGCAACUCAGCUCAUCCCAGCUUGGUCCUUGUGGAAGAAGCCACCGGGGUCAAGUUCAGUCCUGGCCGACGGUUUUGGCGACGAAAGCUGGAGCGCUUCACCUCUACUCCGUGUGUGGUGGGACGGAAGGGCAUUACCACUGGGCGCUUCUACUGGGAGAUCCAAGUUGGGGACAGCCCCAGUUGGAUAGUGGGGACGGCCAAAAAGUCUGUGAAGCGCAAGAAGCAGCUGAAGUUUCUGCCCAAGGAAGGGGUGUGGGCUAUUGAGCUGAAGGCGGGAGAGUACCAAGCUCUGAGUGAGCCCCGUAUGCCUCUCUUGGUCUGUGGGAGGAUGGAGAAAGUUGGGGUCUACCUGGACUUUGAAGGGGGGCAGCUCUCUUUUUACAACAGCAGCAGCAUGUCCCACCUCUACACCUUCCAAGCAUACUUCCAUGAAGAGCUGCUCCCCUUUCUCAGCACUCAAAGCAGCUACCCCCUCUCGGUGUGGGACCUGGAGCUUUGAGAUCUUAGCUCAGAUUGUAGCGUUGCAAAGAACAGCCCGGUGAAAGUUGAAAACAUUGAGGUGCGUUAGGAUGGCUGUUUUAAGAGAAAGUCCAUUCUAUUCCCUCUUUGCAAGCAGUCACUCGAAGAUUCAAAACUGGUCUGACCUGAUGAUUUAUUUUAUUUUAUUUAUUUGUUUGUCAAACAUGUACAAGAUAACAAGUAUAGGUAUGAACAUAAACAUGAACCAAAGAAGUAAAUACAGAUAAAUGGGGAUUAUGUACACUGAGAGCUUAUGCACUGGGGGCAAAUUCCUUGUCUGCCCAAUCACACUUGGCCAAUAAAGAAUUUCUUUUCUAUUCUAUUCUAUUCUAUUCUAUUCUAUUCUAUUCUAUUCUAUUCUAUUCUAUUCUAUUCUAUUCUAUCUGAGCUGUAGUCAGUGGUGGGAUUCUGCUGGUUUAACAACCGGUUCGGUGAUCACGUGUUUUGUACGCACACAUGCACUCCGGGCACGCAUGUGCACAGUUUUACGAAAACUUACCUUCCGCAUUACUGCUGGGGAGUAACACAGCUGAGGCAUGGCAAUCCAUUCUGCUGUGUGAAUCAGCUGAGAAGAUAUAGGUCAGUAAAGCACAUGGGCAAGAGGGCGGGCCCACCUAAUCGUUGGAGCAAACCGGUUCGCUCCCAGCUGAUCGUCGGAGCUACCAGUUCGCCCAAACUGAUAGAAUCCCAGCCCUAGCUGUAGUGGUGCAGUGGUUAGAAUGCAGUACUGCAGGCUACUUCUGCUGACUGCUGGCUGCCUGCAAUAUGGCAGUUCGAAUUUCGCCAGGCUCAGGGUUGACUCAGCCUUCCAUCCUUCCGAGGUCAGUAAAAUGAGGAUCCAGAUUGUUGGGGGCAAUAGGCUGACUCUAUAAACCGCUUAGGGAAUGAUGCAGGGGUGAAAUGGUCCCGGUUCUGACUGGAUCUGGCGAUCCGGUAGCGAUUGUGGCUGGUGGUUUGGCGAUCCGGUAGCAAUGGCAGAGCGAAGCUCCGCCCACCCGCCCAGGUGUCAUUACUUCCUGGUUUUUAACCAGGAAGUAAUGUGUUUUUUACCUUCUGCGCAUGCCCAGAAGUUUUGGCGCAUGCGCAGAAGGUCUGCCUGCGCGGUGCGUGCACUUCCAAACCGGUAAGGAAGGUAAAUAGAUUUUAUCCCUGGAAUGAUGUAAAGCACUAUAAAAUGGUAUAUAAGUGCUAUUGCUAUUACUAUUUCCUCUAUCCACUGCACUUUGCUCAUAUCAGAAUAUCAU
Ahaetulla prasina is the source of this 3159-nucleotide messenger RNA. Its product is annotated as zinc-binding protein A33-like. Bases 249 to 1895 code for a protein of 548 amino acids. The transcript has 7 exons. Gene Ontology annotation, molecular function: protein binding; zinc ion binding. NCBI's taxonomy places the organism in Eukaryota, Metazoa, Chordata, Lepidosauria, Squamata, Colubridae. The record is from RefSeq and is a predicted model, not a curated record.